Molecule: messenger RNA, 6672 nt
Organism: Plectropomus leopardus (leopard coralgrouper)
Lineage: Eukaryota; Metazoa; Chordata; Actinopteri; Perciformes; Serranidae
Gene: greb1l
Product: GREB1 like retinoic acid receptor coactivator
Biological process (GO): kidney development; multicellular organism development
Source: RefSeq, a predicted model, not a curated record
GGUUAUACGUGGACAUGGCCGUGUAACGCGUUUCCGUGUGGAUAAAGGUCUUGAAGCUCUGAGUGAAAGGUCCUUGCUGAAAGUUUCUGCAGUUUGGUAGUGAUCCAGCAUGUAGCAGAGGUGAACACGUCCCUUCACGCCUGGGAACAAUCCGAUAACAUAAUGGGGAAUUCUUACGCCGGGCAGCUGAAGUCUGCUCGAUUUGAAGAGGCUCUCCACAACUCUAUCGAGGCGUCACUGCGCUCCAGCAGUGGAGACCCACAGCCCAUCUUCACACAGCUCUACCUUGAGCCGGAAACGUAUCCUGGUAAUAUGGAAGAUGUGAAGUCGAAAGCCGACCUUCAUGGUGGGGAGCCGGCAGGCCACGAGCUCAUGAACGGCCACUCCUCCAACGAUCUGGAGGAGCUGGAGGACGACGAUGACUCGGACAGCAGCAGCCCUCCUCUUCCCUACUUACAGGCCCCUGCACCCGACGGCUGCUGCACGCUGGACGGGUUCUGUCAGGCCGGCAAGGACCUCCGCCUGGUCUCCAUAGCAACAGAGCCCAUCGAAGUCCCAGCAGGUUUCGAGUUGGUCGGCGCCAAGUCCCCCAGCGUCCCCGAGCACAUAUUGGUUUGUGCCGUUGACCGACGUUUUUUACCUGACGAGAAUGGGAAAAAUGCACUUUUAGGUUUUUCAGGAAACUGUGUGGGCUGUGGAGAAAAGGGUUUCAGAUACUUCACUGAGUUUUCCAACCACAUCAACCUGAAGUUAUCCACCCAGCCCAAGAAGCAGAAGCACUUAAAAUACUACCUGGUGAAGAAUUCUCAGGGUGCUCUGUGCAAAGGACCCCUCAUCUGCUGGAAAGACUGUAAAACCCGUCAGUUCUCCAGCAGCGCGUCGACGUCCAAACCCAGCUCGUCCUCGUCUCUCAGCAGCAAAGAAAACGGAGGCGCCAGUGGACACAGCUCCUCUCCGUUCUCCCUUUCAGAUUCUCCACCCAACAGAACGACGCAGGCAUCCUCUGUCUUUUUUGGGAGUCAGGACCUCAGCAGAGACUGCAGUUUCCUCAAACCUCCGUCAUCCACACCUGGCAACAAGACUCUACCAAUAGUACCCACAGCUCUGAGGGUGAACGGACCGACAAAUGGCCUGAGUGUUGAUGGCCGUCCUCCUUUAUUGAGUCCCUCCCAGGUCUCUUUAGGGCCUCAGGGUCAGGGGUAUCGCACUGCUGACUUAGGAGACAGUCCUGUAUCCAAUGCUAUGAACUCGGGUCCUCCAAAGAAGCGCCACCGGAGCUGGCAUCCCAACUCGUUGGUACCUGUCCCACCCACAGCCGUCCCUGUUCCAGCCAUCCGGCCAAUAGUCUGUUCUCCAGGUUCUGUGUUAGGAGUGUCCCCUCCUCAGCCACAAGUGUCAGGAGUCAUUCAGCCCCAACCUAUCACCGCUGGAGAGACGGUCAUCGUCCCCGACAACCUGCUCAACUCUUCAGGAUUUCGCCCUGUCAUCCUUAUUGGGCAUGGCACUUUACCUUAUUUCUAUGGGAAUGUUGGGGACAUAGUUGUGAGCCCUCUGCUGGUCAGCUGCUAUAAGAGCAGCCAGCUGACUGAGAAAACCCUGGAGACGCUGGGCCUCAACAGCAGCCAGCUUCUCUCUGUGGAGACCAUGAUUCUGCUCACGUUACAGUAUCUUGCACGUUUAGGCUUGGAGCAGAUUCCUCUGAGGGAGGAGCUGGAGCAGAUUGUAUUGAAGGCCAUGCUGUGCUGUCCCAGGGGUCCUGCCAUCUCCCCGUCCCAGCUGCCCUGGUUGGCUCGGCUGGAAGCCAGUGUCUCAGGGGGCAGCGUCCAAGUAGUGGUCACCCAUAAUUCUCUGGGAGAAGGCAUCUCUGAGUCACUUCGGUCUCUCAGCGAGGGUCCUCAACACCAGAAGUGCAUGCCCACAUAUGUAGUCAUUAUAUGUGCCUCCAAAAUGAGCGGCAACGAGUUCUGUGUGCUUGUUUUGGGAAAGUACCAAGCUCGGGCCUUAGCAGAGGGAAUGCUGACUACAAACGAGUUUCUGAAGGAGAUCAGCUACGAACUCAUCACAGGGAAAGUCAGCGUCUUGGCGUCUCACUUUAAGACCACGUCGCUAGGGGACAAUCUGGACAAGCAGCUGGUGCGAUACCAGCGGCGUCGAAAAGGACAGGUCAUCCAGCCUUUCCAGGGCGAUGCCGCUGACCACAUCCACUCCCCAGAGGCUGCCAGCAUGUCACCACCAUCAGAUAGAGCAGAGCUGUUGAGUAAGGUCUUCCAGAUCUAUCCGACCCAGCUGAGCGUGGCUCGGAGUCUCCUCUCUCAAGUCUGCUCCAUCGCUGACUCAGGAACCCAGAAUCUGGACUUGGGGCGAUUUUGUAAAGUGGACUUUCUUGUUUUGGUUCCUCCAUCUCACAUCCUGGUACACCAGACGGCACAGCGCAUCCGACAAUCAGGAGUUCUUGUCGACCUGGGAAUCGAAGACGUCUGCUCAGCCCACCAGAAAUCAGACAAGUACGUGGUGCGUCUGGACGGUGACGUUCACACCAAGAUGGAGGCCUUCAUGAGGAAAGUCAAGCAAAACCCCUACACCCUGUUUGUCCUCAUCCACGACAACUCACACGUCGACCUCACAAGUGCUCUGUCAGGUUCGGUGUGCCAUGGCGAGCUGCAGGGUCUGGCUGACCGUGUGGUGAACUGUCAGGAAGUCCUCGAUGCCAUGAACCUCCUGGUCUUGCAGGUCAGCUGCUUCCCGUACACACUGCAGACUCGCCAGUCCCGCAUCAGCAUACACAAUGAAGUUCACUGGCCCUCCAACGAAAGUCUGCAGGGGGAGCAGUCUCCUAAUGAGUUGCUCUACUUUGGCCUGAGGGACUACAGCAGCUCCCUGCAGUGGGGCGUGGCCAGCCCUAUUCUGCGCUGUGAUGAUGCAUUUGAGAAGAUGGUUCACACACUGCUUGAAAGACAUCCGCACCUGCACAGCAUGGUGAUUCGCAGCUACCUGCUGAUUCAGCAGUACACUGAGGCCAUGAUGGCUCUGACCUCCUCCCCGUCCCUGAGAGACCACAUCACCCCAGAGACCCUGGCCAUGGUGGAGGACCUGAUCAACGCCCCCAGCAGAGAGGGCUCCCAGGGCCGGGGCCACAUGCUGCUGGUUCGAGUCCCCUCGCUGCAGCUGGCGAUGCUGGCGCGGGAGCGACUGGAGGACGUGAGGGACAAACUGGGGCUCCAGCUGUGCUUUGCUGUGCUGCUGGGAAGCCCCGCCUCCGAACUCAACCUGCCCAGAAACUUCACCAGUCGCCUCAGGGCGUGGAGAGGCUGUGAGAAUGAAGACUGGGUACCGCACACUUAUGAGGACCUGGAAGGGCUGCCAUGCAUAGUUAUCCUCACAGGGAAGGACCCUCUUGGAGAAACUUUCCCCAGGUCCCUCAAGUACAGCGACCUGCGUCUAAUAGACUCCAGCUACCUGACUCGCACAGCCCUGGAACAGGAGGUGGGUCUGGCCUGCACCUAUGUGUCCAUGGCUGUGGUCCAGGAGCCCAAGAAGGCCACGGCCCCUCGAGAAUCGGACGGAGAGAAGGCCGCCCCCAGCUUGAAUGAUGGAGAUGAGCUGGAAAGGCCUCAGAGCAAUGGCAGCGCUGCAACCAGAACUUCUGGCUCUUUGGCCGAGAAUGGUGUCAGUUCAUCUGACGUUGCCGACUCUUCCCAGAAGCCCUCCACUUCCACCUGCCCACCCGAAGGUGCCGUCACCUCGGACAUAGGCACGUUAACACAAGGCCUCAAGCAGGAGUGCGAUUCCAUGGGAAGCCAGCUCCCCUCAAACACCUCUAAAGCCUCCAAGGCCCCUCCCUCUCUUUACUCCAGUUCCUCCUCAUCCUCCCCGUCCCCAUCGUCCUCCUCCACCCAGAGGCCAAGCCAGUCCACACAGUGCGGUCGAGACUCUAAACCCACUCGGGUGUCACCACGGACGGUCAUCAUGUCGCGGGCUGCAUACAACCUGCUGGCGGGGGAGUCGGGGAGUCAGUUGAGCUCGUUCUCCCUGCUGCCUCACGCAGAUGUAGCCUGGAGCAGCCCGCUUAGGCCGCUUAUCACUCACAACUUGCAGGGGGCAGAGCAGAGCAUGUACUACCGCCAGUGGACCAUCGCCAGGCAGCAUCACGCCGACUACGAAGCCCCAUCUGUACCACAUCCUCGACGCCUGCUGCUCAGUGGACCCCCACAGGUGGGAAAAACUGGUGCCUAUCUGCAGUUUCUUCGUAUCCUCUUCCGAAUGCUCAUCAGACUGUUGGAGGUAGAUGUUUAUGAUGAGGAAGAGGAGGAGGAAGAAGAAACAUCAGAGGUUACAACUCCAGUAAAUUCCCAGCUUCCUGACAUUGAGGAAGUUCGAAAGCUGCCCUUUGACUCCAACCCCCGGGACCCUAAGUUCAGGAAGGCUAGCCCAGUUUACAGUGACAAGAUGCCAAAGUCCUUAAAAGAUUUCAAGCAAGAAGGCGAGAGUCAAACACCAGCAAAACGAGAGACCAAGUCUAUUCGUCUGAGCAGGUUUGCAGCCCACAAUGCCUUUCAUCACUGCGAACAGUGUCACCAGUAUUGUGAAGCAGGCCCCGCCACACAGCUGUCGGAGUGCACCUUCCACGCUUUCACCUUCAGCUCGUCCAUGCUGGGGGAGGAGGUCCAGCUCCAGUUUGUCAUUCCUAAAGCCAAGGAGCAGCACUUUAUCUUCAGCCAGCAGGGCAGCCACUUGGAGAGCAUGUGUCUGCCUCUGGUCUCCACUAAGGAUCCUGAUCUGCUAAAGAGUCCAAUCUUCACACCGACUACAGGACGCCAAGAGCACGGCCUACUCAACAUUUUCCACGCCAUGGAGGGAGCCAGUCAUCUGCACAUUCUGGUCGUCAAGCAAUUCGAGAUGCCUCACUACAGAAAAUACUGGCCCAACCACAUUCUGCUGGUCCUGCCGGCUAUGUUCAACAAUGCGGGAGUUGGUGCCGCCCGCUUCAUGAUCAAAGAGCUGUCAUAUCAUAACCUGGAGCUGGAGAGAAACCGACUGGAGGAGCAAGGUGUCAAGAGGCAAGAUGUAUGGCCUUUCAUAGUCAUGAUGGACGACUCCUGCGUGCUUUGGAACACCCACCAGCCAGCAGACAGCAGUGAGACAUCAGAUGGAACCAACGUGUCUCUGAAGACGGUACUGCAGCAUAUGGAAUCCACACCGAAGAUCUCCCUGUAUGCAAUGUGCGGUACACGCAGGUGGAGCAGCAGCCUGGCUCGCAGGUCUCCCAGCCACCCGUUCAGCCGGUGUCACCUCCACGACUUUGUCAUGCUUAAUGUGGAUCUGACACAGAAUGUUCAAUAUGACCUCAAUCGGUACAGCUGUGAGGAGGUGGACUUUAAUCUACGGGUGAACAGCAGUGGGCUGCUGCUGUGUCGAUUCAACUACUUCAGCCUCAUGAAGAAACACAUUCCAGUUGGGGGAAACAAAGACUUCCUUGUCAAACCUAAACUCAUGGAAAUGGAAAACCCUGCCCCAAUCAGCCCGUCACAGUAUGUCUGCGCACCAGACAGUGAGCAGACCCUCCUGGAUGCCCCGGCCCAUUUCUUGCUUGAAAAGUUCCUGCAAAGCUGCAGCCACAGACUGUUUCCCAAGGCCAUUCAGAACAGAAAAAACCCAGUUCUGUCCAUCGACAGCUACCUCAACAUCAGCCCAGAGAUUUCUGUGUGUUACAUCAACUCUCGUCCACACUCCACCAACCUGAACCAUCAGGGUCUGCUGUUCAGUGGCCUGCUCCUUUACCUCUGUGACUCCUUUGUCGUCUCUGGACUCCUCAAGAAAUUCCGCUUUCUCAAAGGUGCCACUCUCUGCGUGAUCUGCCAGGACCGAAGUUCCCUGCGUCAAACCAUCGUCCGACUGGAGCUGGAGGACGAGUGGCAAUUCCGCCUGCGGGACGAGUUUCAGACAGCCAACUGCAGUGAGGACCGGCCCCUGUACUUUCUGACUGGCCGCCAUGUUUGAACCUUUAAACACGCUGGACCUUACUGCUCUGCUGCAGAAACACAAUCAGAAAUGAAGAAAGAUUUGAUUCCAAACCAGCCAGCAAUCACAAUUCUUGCCAUUCCAGUGGAAGGUCAGAGGGGAUGUGCUGGAGCACAAGAUCCAAAGUGCCCCGCAAGUGGACACAAGGCCACCUGAUAUGGCUUUUUCUUUCACCUGUACUGCCACAGUGCACUAUGCCUGGCUCUGAGGAGGGUCAGCGCGUGGUUUAACUCUUGCUUGUAGCUGGACUUUUCUCCACCUGUGCUUGUGUUCUACUGAAACAGACUUCGCUGUGGGGGAAACAAGCACAGCUGAACUUUAUUUGUUUUUUUUUUGUUCACAAAAAUGGACGUUCUCUGAUCAAUGAUGUGACUAUUUGAAGAUUGUAUGUGUACAUGGACAUUGACUACAGUAUGUCCAGUUCUGGACAUACGUGUUUAUCUCAGGGUUUUAAUGGGAGAUCCAAGGGAGGUUGCUUAAAGUGGUAAAUCUUUUCUCCAAGUUCACCGUGAAUUUUUUGGCAUUAACUUGUGUUGUGCACCAAAGACAUCUUCAGCUGCCCCUUUUCUCUCCUCGCCUGCUCUGCCUCUCAAACUCCACAAAGCUCAAGACUCAGCUCGCAACAUUAAAGGGACAGUUCACCCAAAAAAAAAU